Messenger RNA from Kwoniella botswanensis, 441 nucleotides. RefSeq lists its product as uncharacterized. NCBI's taxonomy places the organism in Eukaryota, Fungi, Basidiomycota, Tremellomycetes, Tremellales, Cryptococcaceae. The coding region runs from base 1 to 441 and encodes 146 amino acids. The transcript is spliced from 7 exons. Gene Ontology annotation, biological process: vesicle-mediated transport. The record is from RefSeq and is a predicted model, not a curated record. Gene Ontology annotation, cellular component: Golgi membrane.
AUGGAAGCAAUCAGACAGAACCCAGCAGAGUUAUUUAGAUUUGUAAACAUCGGUGUAGGAAGUUUCGCCGUAGCAGGAGGAAUUGGGUCACUCAUCAAUCAUUCCUUCUCAAGUAUAAUUAUCGGUAUAUACGAAGUAAUUAUCGGUGCCCUCAUCAUCUUCCUCGAAAUCCGCACACCCACAGAGGAACAUAAAGCCUUGGUCCACAAGUAUGCAAGUUUCAUGCAUUCUUUCAUUGGUCGAGGUGUCUUCUACCUCUUACUUGGUGUCCUUAUGCUCAAUUACUACACUAUUCUCUACGUGUGUGGUACGGUCGUAGGAUUUGUGGGAUUAGCAUAUAUCGCAUUGAAUUUUGUUCAGAUGUUCGAAGCUCCUUCAACGAUGCAACCUCCUAACACCGAUCCCGAAUCUCAACCAGUCUGGCAAGGACCUACCGAGUAG